GGACAUCCCAUCCGUCGUUCCUCUCGCCCAAAAAUAUCUAUCAACUUCCGACCUCAUGCCUCUAAAUUCACGGAGACUACCGCAUCUAUUCCGAAUCUCCCAGUUUCGACCCAUUCAUCAAAGUAUGUCUUUAAAUCUAAGACAACGUUCAGUGGUCUCCUCUUUUAUCUGCACGUCACCCUCCUCUCCAAACGGACUCACCUUCGCGCUGUUCAAGCGCAGCAAUGAUGUCAAUUCAUACCAGGGCAAAUGGGCUGUCUGCUCCGGCUCCAUCGACGCGGAUGAUCCCAGUCCCGAAGCAGCAGCAAAACGAGAAAUUCAAGAGGAGACAACGCUCUCAGAUGUCGACAUCACUCUCCUCCGAAAAGGAAAGCCGUUUAGUCUUACAGAUGAACGCUUGAACACGAGAUGGACCAUCCAUCCGUUUGCGUGGCAGCUGAAGGACGGCGCUAAAGAGAUCAAGUUCGACUGGGAGCAUACGGAGUACAAGUUCAUCAAGCCUGAAGAUAUCCAUGAGUAUGAUCAUGUACCGCAACUUGAGGUGGGGAUGGAGAGGGUGCUUGUUCGCCCAGAGACCGAGGAAGCGCUGGCCGUGUUGAGGAAUGAUCAUGAGAGCGGUGCUCAGGCGUUGGCUGUAAAAGCGUUGGAAAUGCUGCUGAAAGCUGUUCGGGGCCGGGAACUUUCGCAGUUGGCGACUUCUGAAGAAUUCUGGGCUGAGUUGAGAUGGAGAACAUGGCAUCUUGCAAAGAACGGAAGGCCGAGUAUGGGAGCAGCGAUCGAGGCCGAACUCUUCAAGACCUUGGACUUUGUUUCAACGCGGGUGUCUUCUUCUGUGUAUGAGGGGAUCGGCGGUAUUCCCUUGUCUGAUCUCAAGGGCAUCACGGAGACAGCAAUUUCCGAGCGAAUCUCAGCCACGCAACACAGCUUGGAAAGCCUCGCACAGUACUGUCUUGAUUGUAUGAGACCAAAGAGCUUCGAGUCAGUCACAAAUAUCGUGACCCUCUCCUCGUCCGGAUCGAUAACUCGGACUUUGGCCAGAUUCGUGGAAAGCACGACAAAAAAUAGAGGAUACGUCAAAAUCACAGUUCUCGAGUCACGCCCCGGCUUCGAAGGUGUAGCUUUCGUCAACACUCUACUCGACUCACUCCGGGAGGACAAAGACAUUCAUUCCCACCUUAAGAUUGAGAUUGUUUCCGAUGCCAGCAUUGCCACUGUUAUUGGAGAUGCACAGUACCUGAUAUUCGGUGGUGACAAAGUCCUACCCAAUGGCAACGUGAGCAACAAAAUCGGUACCCUCACAGCGGCCAUGUUAUCAAAGGAGCUGAAUCCAGCAUGUAAAGUCCUUGCAUUGUUCACUACGAAUAAGAUCACCGGCUCAGGAUUUGACUCGGAACAUCUGAAGGUUGAGUAUAAUGAUCCGAAAGAAUUGACUAGUGCUUGGCCGGAGAGUUACAGGCAGCAGCUGAAUGAAAAUCAAGAAAACGGAUAUCAGGUUGAGGUGAAGAAUGCAUAUUUUGAGUGGGUACCCGCGAAGUAUAUUGAUCAGUAUAUCUCGGACAUAGGCGCGCUGGAGAAGGCAGAUAUUGAACGAUUGGCCAGUGAGGGCGAGGAGCUUGAGAAGAGGAUAUUUGGGGACUUGUGAGUGUCAGUUGCGCAUUCACAAUCAGGCCCCAUUCAUACAUAGUUCAGGAUACGUUACUUUAAAGGGUAUUUACACUCGUCGACUAAACCAGGCCAAUGAAUGCAACCACUUCCAACCAGAAGUUACAAAGGUUCGCUUUAGGGGCUAAUCC
This is a messenger RNA of Hyaloscypha bicolor E, 1793 nucleotides long. Its product is annotated as nagb/rpia/CoA transferase-like protein. Gene Ontology annotation, molecular function: S-methyl-5-thioribose-1-phosphate isomerase activity. Bases 125 to 1642 code for a protein of 505 amino acids. Lineage: Eukaryota; Fungi; Ascomycota; Leotiomycetes; Helotiales; Hyaloscyphaceae. The record is from RefSeq and is a predicted model, not a curated record. The transcript has 2 exons.